Bipolaris zeicola 26-R-13 is the source of this 522-nucleotide messenger RNA. RefSeq lists its product as uncharacterized. Gene Ontology annotation, molecular function: acyltransferase activity, transferring groups other than amino-acyl groups. NCBI's taxonomy places the organism in Eukaryota, Fungi, Ascomycota, Dothideomycetes, Pleosporales, Pleosporaceae. The record is from RefSeq and is a predicted model, not a curated record. The transcript has a single exon. The coding region runs from base 1 to 522 and encodes 173 amino acids.
AUGGACAAGAAAAUAUUCCAAUGGGAACGUGCAAUUGGGGCGCGAACCUACCUCGUUUCCUCGGACCGGUCGCUUCUUCCUCAUAGCUUUGUCCAGGAGGCAUACGCGACAGAUGCCGUGUUUUGGGCAAAGCCUCUCCCGCCUGCAAAGCUGACGACCUUGCUCGAUAACAGCCUCACGCUCGGCGUCUUCGUCGUCUCGGAUGGAGUCAAAACGCCCGUCGGCAUGGCCCGCAUGAUAACCGACUACAUAACGCUCGCCUACCUAACCGAUGUAUACCUCAUCCCCGAGCACCAAGGGCAAGGAGUGGGCAAAUGGCUUAUCAGGUGCUGUCGCGAGAUUUGCAUGGAUAUGGAAGAGCUCCGGUUCAUGGUGCUCCUGACGGGCAGCGAGCAGGCACAGGCAUUGUACAGGAAGGAAUUGGGCAUGGCCAAGUUGGAUGGCGGGGAGGUGGGUUUAACCUGUAUGGGCGCUCGGCGAACGGCGCUCGUUGAGGCGGCAUCCGCGGGGCCCCCAAGGUAA